UUAAUGAGUAGGUGUACCUACUGAUUGCUCACCUAGUAACUUCCCGUCUCAGACAGGUUGUCACGUUCUCGUUAUACGGCGAUUCGAGACUUUCGCGAUGGUCCGUUCCAGCAACAAGACACGACGAACGACUCGGAAAGGCGUUGCUACUCGGGAAUACACUAUCCAUUUGCAUAAGCGGAUUCAUGGCAUUGGUUUUAAGCGACGCGCUCCGAGGGCCGUGAAAGAGAUUAAAAAGUUUGCUAGAAAGAUGAUGGGAACCGAGGACGUGCGCAUCGGCGUUCGUCUUAACGAGUUCAUAUGGUCUAAAGGCGUUCGUAAUGUUCCUUACCGCGUACGGGUGAGGCUUGCUCGCAAGACUAACGACGAUGAAGACAGUCCACACAAGUUUUACACCCUGGUCACUCAUGUUCCCUGCACUAACUUCAAAGGCUUACAAAUUUUUAACGUUGAGUCUGCUUAAUAGUCAAUAAACCAUCUGCUUCGAUUU
Molecule: messenger RNA, 490 nt
Organism: Dicrocoelium dendriticum
Lineage: Eukaryota; Metazoa; Platyhelminthes; Trematoda; Plagiorchiida; Dicrocoeliidae
Source: the annotation of a GenBank genome assembly